Molecule: messenger RNA, 1564 nt
Organism: Durio zibethinus
Lineage: Eukaryota; Viridiplantae; Streptophyta; Magnoliopsida; Malvales; Malvaceae
Product: galactolipase DONGLE, chloroplastic-like
Biological process (GO): jasmonic acid biosynthetic process
Cellular component (GO): chloroplast
Molecular function (GO): glycerophospholipid phospholipase A1 activity
Source: RefSeq, a predicted model, not a curated record
GCUUUCUCCUGUCUCUAUAUAUAUCCGAUUCCUUCCUAUUUUUUUCACACAAUUUUCAGAGCCUGUAAUCUGCUUCUCUAUCUUUCUCUCUUUCACUCUCCCUCUGAUGGCGUCGAGAGUUUUGAUGCCAAGCUUAAACCUGAACAAUGUUACAUUUCCAGGGCACAAUCAGGCUCAGUCACAUUCAUUUGGGCAAGUUUGUUUGCCAAAGAAAACUGGGAUUUCUUCAUCAAGACAAUCGGUUAUUGCUAAUAACUCUUUAGUAACUCCAGCAGCUAUGGUGGUGAGUACCAAAACUUGUUCCAUCUUGUCUCAUUUCUGGAGAGAAUUACAAGGUUCAAACAACUGGGAAAAUCUAAUUGAACCAUUGCACCCGCUUCUUCGAAAAGAGAUUAUUCGAUAUGGAGAGUUCGUCACCGCUUGUUACAAGGCCUUUGAUCUUGACCCCAACUCCAAAAGGUACUUGAAUUGCAAGUAUGGGAAAAAGAGUAUGCUAAAGGAGGUUGGGAUGGACAAUUCUGGUUACCAAGUAACAAAAUACAUCUACGCUACACCUGAUGUUAAUAUCCCAAUCCAAAAUGGGACUUCUUGUGGCCGUUGGAUCGGAUAUGUAGCCGUCUCAUCAGAUGAAGCUGUGAAAAGGCUUGGGAGAAGAGAUGUGUUGAUUACUUUUCGAGGGACAGUUACAAACCAUGAAUGGCUUGCCAAUUUCAUGAGUUCACUCACGCCUGCACGCCUCGACCCGCAUAAUCCGAGGCCAGAAGUGAAAGUGGAGUCUGGGUUUUUGAGCUUGUACACUUCAGAUGAAACCGACAGCAAGUUCGGGCUCGAAAGUUGUCGGGAACAGCUUCUAUCUGAGGUUUCCAGGUUAUUAAACAAGUACAAAGGUGAAGAGUUGAGCAUAACUUUGGCUGGUCACAGUAUGGGGAGUGCUUUGGCUCUUCUUCUUGCAUAUGAUAUAUCAGAGCUCGGUUUGAAUCAAACCAAUUCAGACCAAGAUCACAUACCAGUCACUGUCCUCUCAUUUGGGGGACCAAGGGUUGGGAACUCAAGUUUCAAGCAAAGGUGUGAGGAAUUGGGGGUUAAAGUGUUGAGAGUAGUCAAUGUCAAUGACCCCAUUACAAAGCUUCCAGGGGUUUUAUUCAAUGAGAAUUUUAGGGUUUUGGGAGGGAGAUAUGAGUUCCCAUGGAGCUGCUCUUGUUAUGCUCAUGUUGGUGUUGAACUAGCCCUAGACUUCUUCAAUGUCCAAAAUCCUUCAUGUGUUCAUGACCUGGAAACCUAUAUCAACUUACUCAAAUGGCCCAAAAGAGUGCAAAUGCAAAAGGAGGGUUUUGAUUUCUUGAAUACGGCAAGGGAGUUGAUCUUGAGUGCUCAAAGCUUUAACAUUAAUUUGCCAUGGAAAGAUGCUGCAAUCAACAUGGUAAACAUGGUUCAAUCUCAAAAAACUUAAUUCUUAGUUAAAAAUAUUAACCUUAGGUAUAUAGAUGAAGAACCCCGUUGGCCUUAUCCUCUUUUUUACCCAUCAUAUAUAUAUAGGGCCAGAAAAUAGUUAUUAAUUGUACAU